GCGCGGGGACGUCACCUUUUCCUUCUCUUUGUAGUUUGUACACGAACAACGCAGACAGGCCCGCGCACGGUGAGACUGGCUUCCCCUGAAAAUAUUAUCUGCCCUUGUCACCAAUUUCCCUGUGUUUUCUCGGCAACCAAGCAAGUUUUCCCUCCAAUUUUUAUCUGUCAGCUGUUACAUGGCCAUUAAAUUGUACCAUAACGUCUUUAGGAAACUGAGAAUGUGUUCCUUGAAGCCGAUUCCAGAAGUUGAAAGUUAACGGUGUAAUUGGUCUCGAAACAGAGAGAGACCCAUGCCUUCAAUCCGCCUCUACUCAUCGCUAGCUCCGCCCAACAGCCGCCGUCCCACUUUUCUGCUGCCGUCAAUCGCAACGUUGCUCAAAGCCUGCAAAACCCAAUCCCAUCUCCAACAAAUCCACGCCCACAUUGUACACAAAGGUUUGGAGCAAGAUUACUUCCUCAUAACCCAGUUCAUCUGCCUCUCCAACGCCCUCGCUUCCCUCUCUUACUCUGCCGCCGUCUUCGACCGCGUUCUCAGCCCAAACACCUUUCUCUGGAACUGUCUGAUCAAAGGGUACUGCGAAAGGUCUGGUUUUUUGGGCAUUGUUUCUCUGUUUGUUCGAAUGAAGAGGGAGGAAGGCCUUCCGGAUAGGUAUACGUACCCGUCUCUUUUUAAGGCGUGUGCGAGUGAGGGGAGGGUCUGGGAAGGAAGGGCGAUACAUGGGUCGGCGGUGCGGUGUGGGGUUGAUGGGGAUGUGUUUGUAGGCACCAGUUUGAUUGAUUUGUACGGUAAGUGCAAGGAGAUUGUUUGCGCUCGCAAGGUGUUUGAUAGAAUGUCUGAGAGAAGUGUGGUUUCUUGGACGACUAUGGUUGUUGGGUAUGCUAGUGUUGGGGAUUUGGUGGAGGCCAACAAGUUGUUUGAUCAGAUGCCCCAGAAAAAUGUGGUGUCGUGGAAUGCGAUUAUUAGUGGGUUUGUGAAGAUGGGGGAUUUGGUUAAUGCUAGGAGGAUCUUUGAUCAUAUGCCUGACAAGAAUGUGGUUUCUUAUACUACUAUGAUUGAUGGAUAUGCCAAGUACGGAGAUAUGGCGUCUGCGAGAUUUUUGUUUGAGCAAGCCCCGAAUAAAGAUAUCGUUGCGUGGUCAGCAUUGAUAUCAGGGUAUGCUCAAAAUGGUCAACCUAACGAGGUCGUAAAGAUAUUUCAAGAAAUGAGUACGAAGAAUGUUAAGCCUGAUGAGUUUAUAAUGGUGAGCUUGAUGUCAGCUUGUUCCCAAGUGGGCUGCUUGCAGGUGGCUAAAUGGGUUGAUUCUUACCUGAGCCAGAGCUCCGUUGAUGUUCGCCAGGCUCAUGUUCUCGCAGCUCUGAUUAACAUGAAUGCAAUGUGUGGGAAUAUGGAAAGAGCAACACGUUUGUUUGAAGAGAUGCCUAAGCGGGACUUGAUUUCGUAUUGUUCUAUGAUACAAGGGUUGUCGAUUAAUGGUCAAGGGGGUCAGGCUGUUGACCUCUUCAGACAGAUGCUAAAUGAAGGUUUGGCUCCGGAUGAGGUUGCUUUUACAGUCAUCCUGACAGUUUGUAGUCGGUCAGGGCUUGUUGAGGAGGGUUGGCACUUCUUUGAAUCAAUGAGACAUAAGUACGGUUUAAUACCCUCUCCUGAUCAUUAUGCAUGUAUCAUUAGUCUUCUUAGCCGGUCAGGACGGUUAAAAUCAGCUUAUGAUCUUCUACGAUCAAUGCCUGUGGAGCCUCAUGCUGGUGCUUGGGGUGCACUACUUUCAGCCUGUAAGCUAAACUGCAAUGCUGAGCUAGGAGAGUUAGUUGCUCAUCGACUUUUUGAGCUUGAACCCCAAAAUCCUGGUAAUUAUGUGCUUUUGUCCGAUAUCUAUGCAGAAACAGGCCGCUGGUUUGAUGUUUCUGCAGUGAGGACCAAAAUGGAAGAGCGAGGGAUUAAAAAGAUACCCGGUAUCAGUUAUUUAGUUUAAAGCGUGAGCUUCUCGGUAACUCUCUUUAUGCAGUGCCUGGAGUGUAUACAGAUGACACACCAUCUUCACUAGCGUCUACAUCGUGGAGUUGGAAUUAAUCAAAAAGAUUUAGUUCUACUCCUAGCUUAUUGGUGCUUGAGGAACCAAGUUGCCAAGGCUGCGUUCUACGACACUCCUUAUUGCAAGCUUCAAGUGGGAUUGCAUCCUGAGAGGAUGGUAGAGACAGAGACAUAAAUGUUUUCGUUCAAAGGAGUUUAUUAAGAGAAUCUGCUUCCCUUGAGAGCUUUAUCCGGGAUUAACUAUCAGCCAAGCAACCUGAAGCUUAUGGGUGGUUUAUCUCUAAGCAAGUUCCGUUGGUGGCCUAGUAAGGGAACGCACUUGGGGUCUAGCAACACAAAUGACACAUCUCUCCUCAUGCUUACACUGACAUGCAAUGCUGCAAUUACAAAACUUGGCCAAGCAAAAAUUUCUUGCCCUCAAUUCUUUGUUAGGUUCCUGAUUGGGGGCAGCAUCUUAUACUAUCCUCAGCUCUCAUCAAUAAGCUCUUAUUGAUUGUAUGUAGAGGUUCCACAUUCCCUUGUACUUGUGUGCUUGUCAUCCAGGAAGGUAAUCGCUCUUAGUCUUCUCCUCACGAGCAGCACAGUUCCUUAAAAGGGAAAGCAGAAAGAAUGAGGGCAACAGGUAUGAAGCUUUAGGUCUUGUCCACGUAGGCGACCAUUCUGUUAACUUUUAAGAUUUUAGCGUUCCAUGUAACCCAACUCUUUUUUCUUUUUCCUUUUUCCUUUUUGGUUGGGUUCAAUACUUUUUCAUGAUAAGGACAUCUCAUUUCAAAAAUUUAUUUUUAGAGCUACUCGUGGAGCUCCUUUAUGCACCCUCCAACUGCAACCUUGAGUUGAUUGUGGAUUAAUAUGUAUUUUCACAAUGAUUUAUACAUUAUAUGCAUUUGCUUUUUACCUAUUGCACCAUCUAAUUGCCAAAUGUAUUAGUGUUUAACUGGAACUCUCGUUAUCUAAAAGAAGAUUGUGUAUGCUGCUGGCUCAAAUUUUGAUCUUUUUGACUUAUUUAACAACUCAUAUUGUUAGCCCUAGGUUUAUUUCCGGUAAGGGCAACAUUGUUUGUUACUAGAGCAAUCAGGUUGAAGAUGCCACUGUGGUAGUGUUUGUUUGCAUUCUCAUGAUAUAUAGUUUUGUUUCCUAGGUGCUUCCCUUAUUAACCCUCUGUUAUAUAUUAUCAUGUGUUUUUUUUCUUUUCUUUUUAUUGUCCUUUUAAAAACGUGGUCGAGAAUGUAGACUAGUAGUUAUUGACUUGUGUUGCCUAGUCUAUCUUGUUGUCCCUUUAUAGGAAGAAUAGCCAUCUCUUUUGCCCACUGUUCCUAGCUCAGCAACAUGGUGUGCAAAAAACCAUAAAAGCGUGUGCUGAGAUCCUUUGUAACUGAGCUCUUGAAUCUCUUAUUUAUGAGAUUGUUCCUUGUUGCUAAUUGCUAAUUGCCUACUCGAUUCAGGAGCACAUCUGUUUUGUUGUUGGAAAUUGGAAAUGUGCAAUUACUCGAACCAAGUUGCUUGAUAUUUAUGGAAUGACCUGACAGAACUCAAAAGACGGGUGAUAAGGAGUGCUGAUCAAUCAGAAAAUGAGGAGUUGAUUGGCAGGAUGUGUCGCAAGGAACUCAAUUACUAACAAUUGACGUUGGUGCCGUUAUGGGGUCGCUUACAAGAGUGUUGAUGGGAAAUGAGCUCUGACCGACUUAGCUAGCAUUGGUUGUUCUGAUUCCGGCCAAAAAAACUUAUGAAAUGAUCGGAUUCUCAUCUUCAUGUUCAUCCAGCUGACUUGGUUUAUUACUGGAGGAGGUUUCUGGGCGGGCAUAUAACAAGGUCAAGGCGUGCUUCGGUUACUUUGUUUCUGUUGCAUUAUUUGCGUUCGUGCUAGUCAAUAACCUGUAUAAACCGUACCUUUGUAAGACGUAUGCAAUGAGUUAUCUGAAAUUCAUAUGUUUUAACUCUUUAUAAAUCAAUCAAAUUUUCGGUUAUAGAGAUGACAGUCAA
Molecule: messenger RNA, 4011 nt
Organism: Malus domestica (apple)
Lineage: Eukaryota; Viridiplantae; Streptophyta; Magnoliopsida; Rosales; Rosaceae
Source: RefSeq, a predicted model, not a curated record